Nicotiana attenuata is the source of this 1168-nucleotide messenger RNA. Its product is annotated as lignin-forming anionic peroxidase-like. Gene Ontology annotation, biological process: hydrogen peroxide catabolic process; response to oxidative stress. The record is from RefSeq and is a predicted model, not a curated record. Bases 89 to 1066 code for a protein of 325 amino acids. Gene Ontology annotation, molecular function: heme binding; peroxidase activity. The transcript is spliced from 4 exons. Lineage: Eukaryota; Viridiplantae; Streptophyta; Magnoliopsida; Solanales; Solanaceae.
UUCACAGCUUCCAAUCACAAAGCUAAUUUAUAAGUUUCUAUUCUUAGUUCUUGACAUCAUAUCACCAAUACAUUGCAAUAUUUUCAAAAUGAUAAGUAUUUCUAACAACUCUUUUGCAGCCAUUAAUGCUGCUAUGUUUUCUCUUCUCUUUAUAUUCUCUAGCAUGCAAUGCCAUGCACAACUUUCUUCCACAUUCUAUGAUCGCACUUGCCCUAAUGCUCUCAACACCAUUCGUACAAGUGUUAGACAAGCAGUGUCACGUGAACGUCGUAUGGCUGCAUCUCUCAUUCGCCUUCAUUUCCAUGAUUGCUUUGUUCAGGGUUGUGAUGCUUCUAUCUUACUUGAUGAAACUCCUACUAUUGUUAGUGAGAAGACUGCCUUGCCAAAUCUUGGGUCAGUUAGAGGCUAUGGUAUUAUAGAAGAUGCAAAACAAGAGCUUGAAAAAACAUGUCCAGGAAUUGUAUCAUGUGCAGACAUACUUGCAGUUGCCGCUAGAGAUGCAUCAACUCUUGUUGGAGGUCCAUCAUGGGCAGUGAAACUCGGAAGAAGAGAUUCAACAACUGCAAGUCAUACACUUGCAGAAACUGAUCUUCCUGGUCCAUUUGAUCCUCUUAAUAGGCUUAUUUCUAGUUUUGCGAGCAAAGGCCUUAGCACAAGGGAUAUGGUUGCUUUAUCAGGAGCACAUUCAAUAGGCCAAGCACAAUGUUUCCUUUUUCGCGAUAGGAUUUAUGGCAAUGGAACAGACAUUGAUGCUGGAUUUGCUAGCACAAGAAGACGUCAAUGUCCUAAAGAAGACCAAAAUGGAAACCUAGCUCCACUUGAUUUGGUUACACCUAAUCAAUUGGAUAACAAUUAUUUCAAGAACUUGAGGCAAAGAAAAGGUCUUCUUCAAUCAGAUCAAGUCCUUCUUAGUGGUGGAUCUACUGAUGAUAUUGUUUCUGAAUAUAGUAACAGUCCUCGCGCAUUUGCCUCUGAUUUUGCUGCUGCUAUGAUUAGAAUGGGAGAUAUUAGUCCCCUAACUGGUCAAAAUGGGAUCAUAAGAACUGUCUGCGGCUCCCUAAAUUGAUCAUUCAAAAGCCUAUUACAUGUAUUUUGUAUUCAUUUGAUUCUUUGAUUCUCUAUGUAAUGUUUCAAGAAUGAAAUAAAAUGUUUGUUAUGGUUUAAGGAA